AUGAAGAGGGAAGCAUCCUCCAUGAAGAAGGAGAUCAAAUCUCUUGAAUUAAAGAUGAAAAAAUUGGAGGAUCAGGCCGAGGAUGCUACUAAGGCCCAGCAGAUGGCCGAAGAGAAAGCAGAGUCUGCUGAAGCUAUCCGCAAAGUAGCUGAAGCUGAGAAGAAAGACGCCGAAGUAAGAAAGGCCCAGGCAGAGAAGGAGCUCCAGCAGGCUUUGGCCACCAAGGAGGCCGAAGCCGAUGCCAUUCCUUUACCAUUUCCUCCUCCAAGUCAGGUUGAAUCAGAGACUGAGGCUGAUGCCGAAGAUGAGGAUGAAGGAAAAAAUGAUGAUGAGGCCUUGGUGAGAAAACCCAAAGAUGCUGCUGAAGCUAAGUCCCCUCCUCCUGCUGAGCAAGUGAUGGAUUUAACCUUGGAUGAGGAGGGUGACGAGGUUGGGGGGGCACCCAAGGAAAUUGCCAUCGGGCAACUAUCAUCCGACCUUCUUUUGGCUAAAAGAAAUCUAGACAAUACGCUGGCUGAGAUUGAUGCUGAGAUUGAAGCAGAAAAGGUUGCCGAGGAAGUUCCACCAGAAUCGUCCGAGGUCCCAGUCCCUGCAGCGGCUAACACUGAAGAGUCUUGA
Camellia sinensis is the source of this 618-nucleotide messenger RNA. Lineage: Eukaryota; Viridiplantae; Streptophyta; Magnoliopsida; Ericales; Theaceae. The record is from RefSeq and is a predicted model, not a curated record.